AUGAUAUCUCACGAAAUCCCCCAGCGCAGCACACCAAUCCAGUGUUAUGGCCCCAGCCCCCUAGCUACCACGACCCACCACGCAGUAUAUCCUUUCCCAUCUAGGGAGCCCACGCAAGCUCCGUGUGUCACCGCCAAGGCUGCAGGAACACAAUUCUCGGCUGAAUACCAAGCGGCUGGUGACAUUGUCGGCUGCGUUGCUAACAGCCCCAUUCAAGUCACAUCUGGGGUGCACGAUGCUUGUGUCCUUCGAACCAUGAGCACAGCCGCCAGCGUCAGCUAUAGAUCAUUAACAUGGUCCAAGUUGCACAAUCACACAAGGACUUCUCCAUCCGCCACUAUCAAUGACUUCAUACUCAAUGAAGUCAGCGGGAUCAAGCAACGUCGUAUGUAUUCGGAUGUUGCAUUCACUGACGCAAACAAUCCCCGCUGUAGGGCAUCCGCCCGCGAGAACGACAAGGCGGCCCCAGCCAUCAUCCAAUCAGUGCCGAUCAAUCCCACAUCUGCCCCUGUAGAUCCCCCAAUGGCCCUGUUUUAG
Molecule: messenger RNA, 537 nt
Organism: Penicillium crustosum
Lineage: Eukaryota; Fungi; Ascomycota; Eurotiomycetes; Eurotiales; Aspergillaceae
Exons: 3
Coding region: 1-537 (178 amino acids)
Source: RefSeq, a predicted model, not a curated record